Messenger RNA from Epithele typhae, 987 nucleotides. Its product is annotated as HET-domain-containing protein. The record is from RefSeq and is a predicted model, not a curated record. The transcript is spliced from 3 exons. Lineage: Eukaryota; Fungi; Basidiomycota; Agaricomycetes; Polyporales; Epitheliaceae. Bases 1 to 987 code for a protein of 328 amino acids.
AUGUGGCUUCUCACCACAGCUCGAGCAAGACUCGACUUCUUCCCCCGUCCCGAAGAUGUCCCCAAUGGAUAUGCCAUCUUGUCUCACACGUGGAUGCAACCUGGAGAAGGAGAGGAAGACACCUUCCAGAUUGUCCAAAGGCUGAAUGAGGAAGCACAUCGACACUCUCUACACCACAGCCGGGUCCGCGCUUUCCUCGAACGGGCGGAGAAGGCCGGAUUCGACUACGCCUGGGUCGACACCUGCUGCAUCAACAAGGAGAGCAGCGCCGAACUCACCGAGGCCAUCAACUCCAUGUUCCGAUACUACGCGCUCUCCGAAGUCUGCUACGUCUACCUCAGCGACGUUCACACCGCCGGGGUCAAGCUCUCAGGUCCGAUAUCCGAUCCAGAUACCUCGGAAGAUCUGGCGCGCGCUUUUGAGAGAAGCCGGUGGCACACGCGUGGGUGGACACUCCAAGAGCUCAUCGCGUCGCGCGUCGUCGUCUUCUUUUCUCGCCAGUGGACGCUCCUCGGCACCAAGCACGAGCUUUCCGGCCUUCUCAAGAACAUCACGGGAAUUCCGGCGGUCAUUCUCAGCCUCAGGGUGUCGUUCACGGACAAGAGCAUCGCUGCGCGCAUGUCCUGGGCGGCGAAGCGGGUGACCACGCGGCCCGAGGAUAGGGCGUACUGCCUCUUUGGGCUCUUCGGGGUCAACAUGCCCACGCUCUACGGGGAGGGCGACAAUGCGUUCAUCCGACUCUUGGAAGAGAUCAUGAAGACGUCACGAGACCCUACUCUCUUCCUCUGGGGAUCGGCUCGAGACGUCCAGAGUCUUGACGGCCUUGUUUCCGAUCUUAGAGAGGCAGAUACUCAUGCUCGGCAUAUCCUUCCAUCGACCCCGAAGGAGUUCGAUGGAUGUGGCAGGAUCGGAUACAGCGACCACGCUGUAUUUCGGACGAGUGGAUCCAUGGUGCGAUUGAGCGAUGAUCGUACAGUGAUAGACUAG